UGACGUUAGCCUUGUGGAUGGUUAUAACUUGCCUAUGUUAGUGAGCCCACAAGGUGGGACCGGCGCCGGAAAUUGUUCGGCAACUGGGUGUGUUGUGGACCUUAAUGGGCCGUGUCCGGCGGAGCUGAAGAUGAUGAGUACCGGCAGCGAUGGAGGCGGCGGCGAGUGCGUGGCAUGCAAGAGCGCGUGUGAAGCGUUUAGGGAUCCCAGAUAUUGUUGUAGUGGGCCCUAUGCUACGCCUGAUACAUGCAAGCCGACGGAUUACUCGGAGUUUUUCAAGAGUUCAUGCCCACGCGCUUACAGCUAUGCAUAUGAUGAUGGAACCAGCACCUUCACUUGUGCUUCUGCUGAUUAUGUCAUCACAUUUUGUCCUGCUCCUGCUGCCAGUCAGAAAUCAUCUGGAGGACAGUACGCUGGUGGGAGCAACGUUUCAUUGGUCAGUAGCAGUGGUAGUAUGUUAACCUCUGCCCCAUUACCGUUCUACACAAGCUUGAUGAUCACCAUUUUAGCAGCCCUUCGGCAAUUGAGGCAGUUCCAUUGAUCUUUGUUACUAUUACAAAAGAUUUCUGGUCCCUGAUUAUGCUAGCUAUUUGAAGUGGGCCACUCAUAUUUUUGCCCCACGAUUCUUCAAAGUUGUAAGAGUUUUUUUUUUUUUUUUUUUUUUUUUUUUUUUUUUUUUUGCAUUUUUGGAGUCUUUGAAGAAGUGGUAUCCAUGUGACGUGGGAAUCUCUAUUUCUUUUUUGGAUAAAAAGAAGCAGCAGCACGAAGAGCUAGCUAGGGAAACAAAAAGCGCCACAAGAACAAGAAGAAAGGGAAGGCCAAGUUGUAAAUUGCCGACGUAGUGAUUUUUUUUUUUACUUAAUUAUGAUGAUUGGUCAAUUAGCAUUCAAAUAGUUUUUUGUAAUAUAAAAUAAAAGAAAAGUGUGGACAGGGUUUAGUGGCAUGAAUUGAGAUAUCAUUUUUGUUUGUCAAGUAAUGCUUUUAAUGACAACAUAUUAAGAAGGGUUGAAUAGUU
Molecule: messenger RNA, 1015 nt
Organism: Nicotiana tabacum (common tobacco)
Lineage: Eukaryota; Viridiplantae; Streptophyta; Magnoliopsida; Solanales; Solanaceae
Source: RefSeq, a predicted model, not a curated record